Molecule: messenger RNA, 1798 nt
Organism: Pollicipes pollicipes
Lineage: Eukaryota; Metazoa; Arthropoda; Thecostraca; Pollicipedomorpha; Pollicipedidae
Product: protein tweety
Exons: 13
Coding region: 185-1798 (537 amino acids)
Cellular component (GO): plasma membrane
Molecular function (GO): volume-sensitive chloride channel activity; intracellularly calcium-gated chloride channel activity
Source: RefSeq, a predicted model, not a curated record
GAAUCGUCGCUUGUAUGGCGCCCUGGAUGCCUGAAGCCUUUUGGUUUUUGGUGGUUGUCGGUGUUCAGAUGUUGGUACCUGUGGCGUCGAUUGUGGUUUGCGAGAAAGUGGCCUGGCAGUGGUCUGUUCGGUUAAUUCUGACUUGAUCCCACCUUCUGUAAGACUGGCGGCGCGCGGCGCCGGCAUGGACGAAUACACGGUGCCGGAGCUGGCGCAGCUCCUGCACCGGCUGCCGCACGUAGGUGCCGACCUCCGGCCCGUGUCCGCCCAGUUCAACCUCUCCAGCACCAGCUACACAGAGUCUCUGCUGGUGGUGGGCUCGGUGCCGGCGCUUUGGCUGGUCUUCACGCUGCUGCUGCUGCUCGUCUACUUGCUGACUCGCUGCUGCUGCGGCAAACACAAGCAGCGCCACUCGUUCGUCGGUCUCAAGUGGACGCUCGGCUUCACAGCUGUGCUCACCUGUUUGGUGAUUGCGGGCGGUUUCUAUGGCAACCACACGCUGCACCAGGGCUCCACUCAGUUCGUGUCAGCCACGACGGAUAUCGCUAAUACGUUCGACCAAGUGCGGAACCAGACGCGACUGGUCGAGUCCAAGCUGCUGCGCGAGGUGAGCGUCAGCUCUCGCCAGCUGCAGCGGCUCUUCCUCUCGGACAGCCAGCCCAGCAACGCCUCCAUCGUCGGCUGGCUCGACAGACAGAUGUCGGUGGUGGACGUGAACGUCUCGACCAGCGUAUCGGCGGUGCGGGGGCUGGCAGCCCGGCUGGAGAACGUGCAGGAGGACGCGCUGCCCGUCUACGUCCGACUCUCGGAGACCAUCAGGUGGCCGGCUACCAUGGGACUGCUGAGUUUGUUCGCCCUGGCCUGCCUGGCGCUGCUCAUCGGCGUGAUCCGCCACUCACGCUGUCUUCUUAUCACGUUCUCGAUCGUGUCUCUGCUGGCGGUCAUCAUCUGCUUCCUGCUGUCGUCGGUCCACGCCGCUGUGACGAUGGCGGUGGGUGACUUCUGCGUGUGGCCGGACGCGGCCGUCCGGGCCGAGUUGCGGGGCCAGUUUCCGCCGGAGGUCACAGAGCUGGCGGUGGCUUACUACCUCAACUGCAGCCGGCCGCGCCACUCGCCGUGGUCGGCCGACCUGGUCGACGGACAGCGGCGCGCCGCCCGCCUCGCCGCCGCCGUCGACCGCGUCUACGGCGUGGCCGUCAAGUACUACCCGUCCCAGCAGCUGGAGCCCACCAUCCAGUCUCUGAAGGACGACCUGAACGUCACUGGCCAGGCGUACGUCACCAUGGAGCGAGCGCUGGACUGUGAGCACGUGCACCGCCAGUACGUGGCCGCCCUCAACGCCCUCUGCCGACCCAUGCUGGUGGGGCUGACGGUACUGCUCCUGGCGCUGCUCACCUGCGGCCUGCUCUUCACCGUGCUGGCGUGGUGUGACGCGCACGCCUGGAUCCACAUACAAAAGCGGCGAGACUACCUCCGCGUGGAGACAAUAGACCCGUUCCUGCAGGGCUCGCGCCGCCCGCCUCUGGUGGGCGCGGCUGGCGGCGGCAGCGGCGGCGGUGGCGGCGGCGGCGGCGCGGCCGGCGGCGGCGGCUCGCUGCGCUCCGUGCGCACGUCGCCGCACGGCUCGCUGCUGGCCUCGCUACGCGCGACGCGCGCUGUGCCACCGGCCCGGCUCGACCUGGCUGGGACGCCCGGCGACGUCACGGACCGCAUGCGCGGUCUGCAGGGCUGCCGCUGGCUCCUGUCCGGGUCAGGGGGCGUGACUGGCAACGACGUGCGUCAGCGACCGAACGCCUGA